Cuscuta europaea is the source of this 884-nucleotide messenger RNA. NCBI's taxonomy places the organism in Eukaryota, Viridiplantae, Streptophyta, Magnoliopsida, Solanales, Convolvulaceae. The record is from the annotation of a GenBank genome assembly.
UUUUGCAGAAGCGUCCACCGCCGAUUGAAGGCCGUCCGCACCCCGCCGGCCGUAUCGCCCCCAAAUCCUGCCGAUUUAAGGCCAAAACCAUCUUCUUCGUUUAUAAUCUUCGUGGACGCUAUCAAAAUCGGACAGAAAAGAAAGAAGAAGAAGACAUCGGAAACCAGUGCGCUGUGGUGCAGCGUGGCGGCGGCGGCGACUGGCGCGAUUCAGCGGCGACUGGCGCGGUUCGGCAGCGGCAAGUGGAGUGGCCUGAGGCGGCUGUCAUGGCGGAAAUCUGGAGCAAUCUCGCCAGAGGUGGUGCCAGGGGAAGAUUCAGGCUGAUGUCAGGCCUGAGAAGAUAGGCGGCGGAGGCAGCCGCACUAGAGGGCGCGGUGUUACUGGCUGCGGCGGUGGCUGGUGUGUCGCCGGUGGCCAUGGCAGCGACUGUGUAGUGCAGUGUCCUUCGAUACUGUGAUGUCGAUUAGGAGUAUUCUAUUUUUAAUUUUUAUAGGGAGGGCAAUUUGGUCAAAGCUCCUGUACUUAAGUCUUACCCUUAUCUAUAGUCUUAAUUUUGGAAAAUUAGUAUGAUUAAGUCCUAUUUGUUGAAAUCUCCCUUUAGUUGGACUGAAUUUGUUUAUUUAGUUUCAUUUGUUCUGAUUUUAGGAUCUGAUAGAGUAUAUAGACUCGGACCCCCGGGUCUCACGACUAUUGGGCCCGGACAGCGGCCCACACACAUCUUACGGAUAUCAUUUGUAUUAUUGUACUGCUUAUAUGUCAUUUGUAUGUAACUAUGUACUAGAUUAGUCUUUUAUGUAGUUGGGCUACCGGGCCCAUAUUAGCGGCCCGGCCCAUUAUUUCCCUAUUUAUACUCCUCUUGGAGCCAUUUGUAAACCUAACUUUUC